This is a messenger RNA of Oncorhynchus tshawytscha (Chinook salmon), 918 nucleotides long. RefSeq names its product lecithin retinol acyltransferase-like. Gene Ontology annotation, biological process: retinol metabolic process. Gene Ontology annotation, molecular function: phosphatidylcholine-retinol O-acyltransferase activity. The transcript has 5 exons. The coding region runs from base 156 to 839 and encodes 227 amino acids. Lineage: Eukaryota; Metazoa; Chordata; Actinopteri; Salmoniformes; Salmonidae. The record is from RefSeq and is a predicted model, not a curated record.
CUGUCUCUCUGUUUCUCAGUCAACUCUCCCCCUCUCUCUCUCUCUCUAUCCACACUCUGUCUCUCCGUUUCUCAGUCAACUCUCCACCUCACCUCCUAAAACAUUCCGUCUCUCCAGUCCUCUUCUCCUCUCUUCUCCUCCUCCGUGUCAGGACCAUGUUUCCUCUGACGUUCCUCGGCCUGCUGUUCAUCACAGCACGAACAGACAACAAGAAAAAGAAGGGGAAAAACCAGGCGGCGACCAAAGAGGAAGCUCCAUCGAAGUAUGACUCCAUGUUCCAGAGAGGAGACCUGCUGGAGGUACCCCGGACGUUGUUCACUCAUUUUGGGAUCUACCUGGGCGGGGGCAGGGUGGCUCACCUGAUACCUGACAUACUACCUGUGUUGUCAGAUGAUGAGGAGGCUAUCAGAGAGAUGGUCACCAAUAACAGACUGAUACUGGGGGUCAUCGCUAAGUGUGCCAGUGUGAGGGUGGACACUGUGGAGGACUUUGCCUACGGCUCAGAGAUUAUUGUGAACCCCAUGGACAAGGUGUGCAGUCGCCCCCCACUGAAAGGAGAGCAAGUGGCUGACAGGGCAGAGAAGCUCCAGGGCUCCACGGCCUACAGCCUCCUGUGGUAUAAUUGUGAACACUACGUCAUGUACUGUCGAUACGGGACCUGCAUGAGCUUCCAAACCUUCCAGUUCUGUAAGACAGUGAAGAAGUUCAUUCUGAGCCAGAGGAGUGCCAAGGUGACAGCGGUGUUAGGCCCAGUGCUAGUGCUCUAUCUGGGGGUUGUGUCUCUCUACUCAGCCCUGGUCAUUGUCCUGGUUCCCUUCAUUAUCUGGAUGGCUUCCUAGACACUUGGAGGGAAGGAAGGAAGGAAGGAAGGAAAGAAGGAAGGAAGGAAAGAAGGAAGGAAGGAAAGAAGGAAGGAAA